Messenger RNA from Camelina sativa (false flax), 2018 nucleotides. Its product is annotated as U-box domain-containing protein 39. Gene Ontology annotation, molecular function: ubiquitin-protein transferase activity; protein binding. NCBI's taxonomy places the organism in Eukaryota, Viridiplantae, Streptophyta, Magnoliopsida, Brassicales, Brassicaceae. Gene Ontology annotation, biological process: protein ubiquitination. The record is from RefSeq and is a predicted model, not a curated record.
AUAAAAAAAAACGAGUAAUUAAGAGUCUGGUUAGUAGUAUCAACGAGAGAAUCUUUUGGACUCGAUCAAAAACCUCAGAACGUUGAAGUCAAAAAUCUCUUACAUAACUUCUCAGAUUUCGUUUAGUUUCGUUGUUUCUUUCGCUUCUUCAAGUUCUGUCUCUAUCCCCAAAAUGGGCGAGACCGGUAGACACAAAUGGUUCUCUUUUCACCACCACCGUUCAGCCUCCGCCACGUCUAUGCCUCAGCAAACCAACAACCCCGGCGAAACCCCAACGGAGUUCCUCUGUCCCAUCACCGGGUUUUUAAUGUCGGAUCCCGUAGUCGUCGCUUCGGGUCAAACCUUCGAGCGUGUCUCCGUCCAAGUUUGCCGUAACCUCGGGUUUGCUCCGAAGCUUCACGACGGUACUCAACCCGAUUUAUCAACCGUAAUCCCAAACCUCGCCAUGAGAUCAACGAUUCUCAGCUACUGCGAUAGAAACAAAAUGGACCACCCUCGUCCUCCUGAUUACGCUUACGUCGAAGGUGUUGUUCGUACCCGUAUGGAUACCGUUUCGGGUUCGGGUCCGGGUCAUCGGAUCUCUAAAUCGGAAAUUUUACCACCGCUGGCUGAGAAUUCGAAUUCCAAUUCGGAUUAUGAUUCUGUGAUGGGAGCGAUUCGAUCUCGUUCAAGAAAAGCAACUCUUCCAUUUCACCAAACCCGACCCAUUAAUCACUCGACGACCCGGAAUCCUACCUCGUUCUCUUCAUCGGAUUACUCAACGUUUCCUCCGAUGUCACCGGAAGAAGAAGAGAUCUACAACAAAUUAAGCAGUGUAGACACGAUCGAUCACGAGCAAGGUCUGAUUCAGCUAAGGAAGACGACGAGAUCAAACGAGAGCACGAGAAUCUCGCUCUGUACUGAUCGGAUCCUCUCGUUACUCCGAUCUUUGAUAGUUUCACGGUACAACGUCGUGCAGACGAACGCCGCCGCGUCGUUGGUCAACCUCUCGUUGGAGAAACCUAACAAAUUGAAAAUCGUACGGUCAGGAUUCGUUCCUCUCCUGAUCGAUGUUUUGAAAUCGGGAUCGACUGAGGCGCAAGAGCAUGUGAUCGGAGCUUUGUUUAGUUUAGCUGUUGAGGAAGAGAACAAGAUGGUGAUCGGAGUUCUCGGUGCGGUUGAGCCGCUUCUUCACGCGCUUCGAUCGUCGGAGAGUGAGAGAGCGCGUCAAGACGCGGCGCUCGCGCUUUAUCAUCUGUCGUUGAUUCCUAAUAACCGGAAUAGGUUGGUUAAAGCCGGUGCGGUGCCGGUUAUGUUGUCUAUGAUUAGAACCGGUGAAUCUGCGAGUAGGAUACUUUUGUUACUAUGUAACGUAGCAGCUUGCCCGGAAGGGAAAGGAGCUAUGCUUGACGGGAAUGCGGUGGCGAUAUUGGUUGGGAAACUGCGAGAAAGUGGUGGUGGAGGAGCUGAGGCAGAGGUGGCGGCGGCGCGUGAGAAUUGCGUGGGGGCUUUGUUGACGUUGAGUGUUGGGAAUAUGAGGUUUAGAGGAUUGGCGAGUGAGGCGGGUUUGGAGGAGGUUUUGACGGAGAUUGUGGAGAGCGAGAGCGGAAGCGGGAGGUUGAAGGAGAAGGCGGGGAAGAUUCUGCAGACAAUGAGAGGCGGAGAUAGGGAGUUUGGUGAAGGUGCGGAGGCGCGUGAGUGGAACAAGAUGUUGGAAGCGAGUGGGCUAAGCCGGUCUCAGUUUCAACAAGGAGGGCAAAAAGGGGGUUUUGCUUACUCCUCUCAAUUUUAGCUCUAUUCAAUUAUUUUAUUUUAUUUUCUUGUUGGUAAAAAAAGUAAAAACAAUUUCUCAAAGUUUUUUUGUUUUUGUUUUUUUUAACUCUUUGUAAUGUUUUUUUCUUUUCCUAGUGACCAUAAUUUUUGGGAGUGAAUUUGUAUUUUUAGUCUUCUUUGACUUGUCUCUUUUCUAAUGAAACGACAAAAAAAGUUACAAUGUUCGUUAAGGGUUUGUAUUAGAGUUGCUCGUGUUUCAUGUGUGA